This is a messenger RNA of Cercopithifilaria johnstoni, 2883 nucleotides long. Lineage: Eukaryota; Metazoa; Nematoda; Chromadorea; Rhabditida; Onchocercidae. The record is from the annotation of a GenBank genome assembly.
AUGAAUAAGAAAAAAGAAGCGGUAGCAGAAGUUGAUGAAGACUUAUGUUUUGUCAAUCAAUGGGUGGAUGAAAUAUCCUGUGGUAAACCUUCUACCUUACUCACAUUCAUCGAGUCAUUUCAAUCUGAGAUGAAGUGUAAGGAUCGAAUAAGAGAAGAACGUGGAUUAAAGCGAAUUUGCUUAGUGGUAAGCAAACUUCCACAAAACUAUCCAUGGGAAUUAUCGCAAGUGGAAUUACUCAUGAAUUUCUUCUUGAUGAACUAUGACAAUUUCGAUGCUGCAAACUAUUUUAUAUUGGCAGUUCUCAAAAGACUGCUAAUGAGUGAUUUACAUUUGGCUAAUAAUUAUAUCCAGUGUCUUAUUGACACUUUGUUUGGGAAACGGCAAGUGCAAAUUUAUGCCCAGAAGGAGCGCUUUCUGUUUUAUCAAAUUUUAGAUAUAUUAUUGAACAAGUAUUCUAAAGAACUUUCAACAAACGCAUGCUUUGUUUCCUGCUUUAUAUCAUCUAUAUCCGGAGAACGGGAUCCCCGAUGUCUCAUUCUUAUUUUUCGUCUCUUUUGCACUGUAUGCAAAUAUUUUAGUUCUGGGGAUUUUCCAAGAAAUUUAUUUGAUGUUCAUGCAAGUGAUCUAUUUGAUAUUGUCGCUUGUUAUUAUCCUAUUGAGUUUAACUACAACUCAAAGGAACGAACAGAAAUUACCAAAGAACUAUUGGUUAGUGGUUGUGAAAGUUGUCUGCUUAUUGAUGAAGAGUUUGCACCUUUCGUUUUUGACUUGAUUAUUGAAAAACUUCUAGACAACGAGUAUUCCAUGGAUACGAAAUUGGAAGUUUGCUCAUUCUUGGCCAAGGCGUGUGCAGUCUUUUCAUGCUGUCAGCUUGUUGAUUAUAUUGAUCAAUUGUGCGUAGCCAUCAGAUCGAUUUUAUUCAAUUUGCCGAAAAGUAUAGAUGAUGAUGAUAUUCCAGAACCAAUCAGUGCUGCUAUUUCUUCAAUGUUGAAAGCUUUCAAAGAAAGUAGUGUUAAGGAUAAAGAGCAGCGAAUUGAAUUUGUGUGCCAAGAAUUUAUUGAUAAGGGCGAAAUAUUCGUGUUACAAACUGAGUUGGGUCUAACAGGUCGAAUGUUAGCAUUCUUUAAGAUUUUGCUCAGAUCUUGCGAAUCAUCUAUCAGAAUCGUUUUUGAGAAUGUCUUCUCAUGGCUCUUAUCACUAUGCAAAGGUGAUACGACUGGUUCUACUGCUAAUAAAUCUGAUGUGGUUAACACAAGUUUAAAGUUAUUGUGUGAAUGGAUUGAUAUAGCUAGUGAAUUUGGACAAACUGCACUCUUGCGGAAGUACCAUGUUUCACUUGUUGAGAUGCUUGACAAAUAUGACCGAGAAAUCGCUCAACUCACGCGUUACAAAUUACUGAAGGUUUGCAUCAACUUACAUGUGCACACAAAUGGACUAUCAGAGAAGUGCAAAAUUUACUUACGAAAAAGCUUCGAUUUUGUUUUUAGUCUGAAUAAAGAGCUGAGGAAUAGCUGUCUGUUAUUUGUCCGCGCUUUUGCGGUAGCUAAUUGGACAAUUGUGAAAAACUUGUUUAUUGACGAAAUCGAUAAAAACAAAGAAAUACUUCAUCUAACUCCACUGCUUUGGUCUCUUAUUCAUAAUACGGAUAGUCUCAAUUUUGCUUUAUCAUAUCUUGGAUCUUUAUUUCCGUCAACAUCAGCUUACUCAGAUGAUUUCCAAGAAAUUUUCCUUGAAAUGUUCAAAAAUAACAAAUCAGAAAGUAUGGCAUUACAAGAAACAUUGCUGAAACAGAGUUUGGCUUGUUUCUUUACAAGACUUGAGCUCGGAGUGGAAUCAACACGAGAUUUAGAAGCGCAGUCGAAAUUACUGCAACAAAUUGGACUAAUAAUUAAUGAGCGGACACAUUUUGAAGGCUUUCGUUUGAUCCGUAAAAAGCUAGAAAAUUGUUCAAGCUUGUUGCCAGGCUUAUAUCUAUACAUUAUCCAAUCGCCGUACAACGAUGAACUUCUGAACUUUUUGACACAAUUAGUUUCCGUAGAUCAAAAUUUCACCUGGUAUAAAUCAUUGGUUAUGGCUGCAGUAGUUAACAAAUCGCCAAAUUAUGUAGAAACGCUUAACUAUGUGGAAAAAAUUCGAAAAAGUUUUGAAUUUUUGGACAGUUUCAAAUGUAAGGCACGGUUAUGCGCUGCGCUUCUUCUGAUCGAUCGUCCUGAAGGAUCUACUUACUUUGCUGCACUUCUUUGUGAUCUUGUUCAGUACUUCCAUUCAGAACGUAUCGCUGUGUUAACAGAUGCGUUGGUAGAUAUGCUAAUUUUCGAUACUUGUUAUUCUGAUCCGGCAAAAUGCAAAUACCGAACAACAUUCUUGUGGCAGCAAAGAAUAUUUUGUCAGUUGGUUCCUAUCUAUGUCCAAUAUUUCGACGAUUUAAGCAAAGAAUCCCAGGACAAACGGAUUGUUUUGUUUCCUUUAUUAUCGCCGCUUUUUACUCUUGCCGCAUCAUCGACAGCUGUCAUGAACGAUAAAUAUGUAGAGUUAUUGCCCGUACUUUGUGCUGCUCUGGAUACAUCAGGAUUAGAUUUGCGUUUGGAAGAACAGAUCAUUUCCAGUUUGGCAGCAUUACUGAAAAAUGCAACCGCUGAGCAGCUUGGUCAUGAUCUCUUGUUAAAAGUGUUACCACGGCUGCAACAUUGUCUUGAGAAUAGCAAAGAUAUGAUGGUACACAUAGCAGCGUUGGAUUGUUUACAACUGAUAGCACAGCGAUGGCCUUCUGCAUCAUUACUUCCCUUCUACGGUCCCAUUGUUGGAAGUUUAACUAAAGUUUCUGGAUCUCAAAAGCGGAUUGUCCGAACAGCAGUUGCAAAUGUCAGGAAUUUAUGGUAA